Corticium candelabrum is the source of this 1077-nucleotide messenger RNA. RefSeq lists its product as uncharacterized. The record is from RefSeq and is a predicted model, not a curated record. The coding region runs from base 105 to 665 and encodes 186 amino acids. The transcript has a single exon. Lineage: Eukaryota; Metazoa; Porifera; Homoscleromorpha; Homosclerophorida; Plakinidae.
GAGAGCAGAAAGGCAAGUUUGGAAGAGGUAGUGACAGAUUUUUUGUCAGUCUACAGAAAUACCAACCAUAGCACUACAAAUGUUUCUCCAGCAAGGCUCUCCUGAUGAAUAGGGAUCUGCGAUGUCAACUGGAUUUACUAAAGCCGCCACAAAAGUCCUCAGUGUUGACCAAGACUUUGAAGGAAACGGUGAAAAAGGCUCAAGCAAAACAAAAGAGAGGGCACGACCAAACAGCGAGUGAGAGAAAUGCAAUUAGAUCAUAUGAUAUGGUGUCGGUACGUCACGCAAAGAUGCCAAAGUGGAGAAACGCCAGAGUAGUACAAGUUUUGGGGGAGAGGUAUUAUACAGUACAGUAUACAGACACAGGAGUAAGACAAAAGGUUCACGUGGAUCACUUGAGACUGCAUCAACGGUCAAAUCAACUACCAACCCAGCAGCUAGUACAAGAUGAACCAGAUCUAGAGCCUAGAGACGUCGCAGGUAGCAAUAGAGACAACAAACGAGAGGAUCAAUUUAGCGGUGACACAGAGCCUGAGUCCUUAGACGAUGGUACUGAAGACGAGUUGAGUGCGCCUGAGGUUGCCACAAGAGUAGAGCAGCCAAGAAGGAGUCAGCGUACUACAAAGGCUAUACCACCUACAAGAUAUGGAGAGUGGACAGUGUAGAGAGGCUAUAGAACUGAUAUAAUCAUAGUGCUGUAAAUUUUGUGUUUUGCGUAGAAAGGAGGGAGAUGAUGUGGCAUCCGGGCUUUCAUAGGCGGGGCAGCUCAGUCAUUUGGAUAUUCAGCUAACGGAUACAUGUUUUCUUUGUUGUGUCUCUUGUGUUCAAUUACAUUUAUUCUUACCAAUCUUUGAGUCCUAUGCUACACUCAGCAGCGUUAGGUCGACCAAGUUCAUCACGUGACUUCUUGGCUAGCCUUUCCAGAAAGUUUUUUCCCAUCUCACCCCAUCGUCCAAAAUGUUCUAUAACUAAGGGAAUGAAACUGACUGUUGAUCCACCUGGUAGAUUUCCCUUUGCAUAGUUUGUCUUCUUCCUCUCUUCUCUUCUUUCUGCAGCUGUCUGUCUGCUGUAUUUAUG